Messenger RNA from Pezoporus flaviventris, 2167 nucleotides. RefSeq names its product elaC ribonuclease Z 1 (gene ELAC1). NCBI's taxonomy places the organism in Eukaryota, Metazoa, Chordata, Aves, Psittaciformes, Psittacidae. The record is from RefSeq and is a predicted model, not a curated record. Gene Ontology annotation, molecular function: 3'-tRNA processing endoribonuclease activity. The coding region runs from base 47 to 1141 and encodes 364 amino acids. Gene Ontology annotation, cellular component: nucleus. The transcript has 3 exons.
UUCAGCAGCUCAGGAUCUCUGUUCCAGAUAUACAGACGCACUGAGGAUGUCUAUGGAUAUAACCUUCCUCGGCACUGGCUCAGCAUAUCCCUCUCCAACCAGAGGAGCGUCGGCACUGGUGCUUCGCAGGGAAGGAGAGUGCUGGCUGUUUGACUGCGGGGAGGGAACUCAAACACAGAUCAUGAAGAGCCAUCUCAGAGCAGGCAGAAUUACCAAGAUCUUCAUCACUCAUCUUCACGGCGACCACUUUUUUGGACUUCCUGGCCUGCUGUGUACAAUUAGCCUCCAAAGCAGCCCUGAUGCAGACAAACCACCUCUGGAUAUUUAUGGGCCAUUAGGGCUGCGAGACUUCAUCUGGAGAAGUAUGGAGCUCUCCCACUCCCAACUUCUCUUUUCCUACACUGUUCAUGAACUGGUGCCUACACGGGACCAGUGCCCUGCAGAAGAAUUCAGAGAGUUCUCUUACAUGGGCAGUGAUGUGAUACCUCCUGAGGGAGCACAAGGGAGAAUACUCCAUCUGGAUCCAGCAGAAGACUCUUACUUGCUGCUUGAGGAUGAGCAGCUAGUUCUGAAAGCAUUUCGCCUAUUUCAUCGCAUUCCUUCCUUUGGCUUUGUGGUGGAAGAGAAGCCCCGGACCGGUAAACUCAAUGUACAGAAACUGAAAGACCUUGGAUUUCAACCAGGUCCUUUAUAUGGGAAGCUGAAGAGUGGGAGUACAGUUGUUCUAGAAAAUGGACUAAAGAUUUCUCCUUCUGAUGUCUUAGAAGACCCUAUUCCUGGAAGAAAAAUUUGCAUUCUGGGAGAUUGUUCAGGGGUGGUUGGAGAUGCGGCCGCAAAGCUUUGCUGUGGAGCAGAUGUCCUGAUACAUGAAGCCACGCUGGACGAUACCCAAGAGGAAAAGGCCAGAGAGCAUGGUCAUAGCACUCCGAAAAUGGCUUCGGAGUUUGCAAAAUGGUGUAAAGUUAAGAAACUGGUGUUGACUCACUUCAGUCAGCGGUACAAACCGGAUGCGCAGAGAGGUGAGGGGGAUGCGGACAUCACCGAAUUGAAGAGACAGGCAGAGUCAGUGUUAGAUGGCCAAGAAGUAACACUAGCAGAGGACUUCAUGACAAUAGAAAUUCCAAUGAGAAAGUUAAAAUGAUAGUGUUAGCAAGCUUGGUGUGAAGACAUAAACUAGGAUGGUGUUGGGUAACUGUAGGAUUCUGGUAUCCAACUGUGGCACACAGAACACUUGCAAACUGGAGACAGUACCAGGUACAGUUAUUUUGCUUUUUUAAAGCAAGAAAAAAGGAUACUCGGAUGUCUUGAACUUGGAAUAAAUUCAAAAUAGUUGGUUUCAAACACCCCAGAAACUGAAUGUUUAGGCUGGGCCGUCCUUCUCUUCCUUGGACCACAGAUUCUUACAGCAGAGCACUGGAUCAUUUGGCUUGAUACAGUCGGAAGGUCUGUGUUCUGCACCAGAAUUUAAGAUACCUUACCUGUUACAAGCUUUUGAGUAACAUCUAUUUCAAACUUGUCUAUAGUAUUCUGUAACUGUAACCCUGUUUCUGUGUAAGAGGACUAUCACGCUGGAACUAAUAGUUUUGCCAAAUGGUUGUAACUUGGCUGUUGCUACUGCUUAAGUUGAGGAGCUCUUCUAAUUCUCCCUUUGCAUAUGAAGUUUCCUCAUAAAUAAAUGCAGUUUAGGCUUUCCUGAAUCACUCUUACCAGUUUGAUUCAUUUAAACCUCUGAGGCAUGAGCCCUAAGUUUGCAUACCUAUUCCCUGCAUCAGUGAAGUUUUAGAAGACUCUGGAAGUCUUUAGCAGAUGACAAGUAGCCUCUCCUAAAAUGUUCCUCCAGGUGCAUUUUCUAAGACAAAUUAUCCUGAUUAAAAGCAUAUUUGUGUUUGUAGAAAUACCCCUACAGGAGGAAUUUCACAUACAUGUCACUCAGUCUGUUUCUGCAAUAACUUUAUCAGUCAAGGGACAUACAGAUCAACUUUAUCUUCUUUUCUUCCUGCCUUGAAACCAACUAGAAGUGUCCAAAUUUUAGCUUACUUUUCUGGUUGAAAGUGAAACUGAGUGGUUUAGAACCCUAAAGCUGUUUUCCCCAGCAUAGAUUUCCUGAAAGCUGAAACACUUCAGAGUUUUCUAAUAAACACUGAAAACUCUGGCAGAUGUAAGUGCA